AUGGCCACGCCUCAAUCUACGACAUCCUACCAGGGCGCCGAGCCCGCCGAGGCCAAGACGCUCGAGCAAAUCACGUUUCGCUUCUGCUCCGAGUGCUCCAACAUGCUGUAUCCCAAGGAAGACGAGGAGGCGCACAAGCUGCAAUUCACCUGCCGCACCUGCCAGUACACCGAGGACGCCCGCUCCACAUGUGUCUUCCGCAAUAUUCUCAACAACUCGGCCGGCGAGACGGCCGGCGUCACCCAAGACGUCGGCGCCGAUCCUACGGUUAGUGACCACGACGCCCUUCCAGUUUGCCUCCACUGCGGCAUUGCCAUCACGUGCAACACGUGCGAUGCCGUAAGCCCCGACUAUACGGUGACCACAGUGCCCCGCGAGCAGAACGCGGAUUACAUGGCGGCGUUUGCUUCCAAUGUUGGCUGGACCGAGGAGGACCUCUUCGACGAGUUUGGCGAUGAGGCUGUGAUGGACUUUGGAGAUGGGGUCCGUUCGUCGUCGCCAUCGACAGACAGCGAACGUCAAUCGGCAUAG
Cordyceps militaris CM01 is the source of this 531-nucleotide messenger RNA. RefSeq names its product DNA directed RNA polymerase II 15 kDa subunit, putative. NCBI's taxonomy places the organism in Eukaryota, Fungi, Ascomycota, Sordariomycetes, Hypocreales, Cordycipitaceae. Gene Ontology annotation, cellular component: RNA polymerase II, core complex. The coding region runs from base 1 to 531 and encodes 176 amino acids. Gene Ontology annotation, molecular function: DNA-directed RNA polymerase activity. The transcript has a single exon. The record is from RefSeq and is a predicted model, not a curated record. Gene Ontology annotation, biological process: maintenance of transcriptional fidelity during transcription elongation by RNA polymerase II; transcription initiation at RNA polymerase II promoter; DNA-templated transcription.